Cylicocyclus nassatus is the source of this 635-nucleotide messenger RNA. The record is from the annotation of a GenBank genome assembly. Lineage: Eukaryota; Metazoa; Nematoda; Chromadorea; Rhabditida; Strongylidae.
GCUACAGGAAGAUCCGCCAUUCACCCAAUAACAUGUUUCAAAUAACUCUCUUCUUUGCCCUCUUUGUUGCCUACACUUUUUCUGCACCCGCCGAAGAGAAGAAAGAAGUAAAUCUUGAAGGUCUUCUACAGAAACAUCAAGCGCUUAUUCCCGAGAAUGUGGCUACAAAACUCAAAGCCCUUCCCGCCGAGAAGAAAGCUGUUCUAGAAGAGAUAGUGAAGGUUGUCGCAAACUACAAGACUGAGGAUAAGUUUCUAAAAGGGUUGAUGGAAAAAGAAGGAAGUAUGAAGGAAAAAAUAACCGCGAUCCGCGACUAUAUCAGAAAAAAGGUCGCCGCACUAGGAGAUGAAGCAAAGGCUUUUGUGAAGAAGGUUGCCGCAAAUGUUCGGAAAUUGCGUAAACUAAUUCAAGCUGGGCAAGAACCAUCGCUUGAAGAUAUCAAGGAGAAAGGAAGGGAGCAUAUCGGUGAAUUUGAUAAACUAAGCAAGAAUGCCAAGGAGGAGCUCGAAAAGAACUUCCCAAUCUUUACUACCGUUUUUACAAGUGAAAAAGUGAGAGCGAUGUUUAACAAGCCUGAGAAGAACUAAAGAGCAAGAAGUGAAGCGUCUAGAUUGAAUAAAUGUUGUUUUCAAAAA